Molecule: messenger RNA, 936 nt
Organism: Penicillium roqueforti
Lineage: Eukaryota; Fungi; Ascomycota; Eurotiomycetes; Eurotiales; Aspergillaceae
Exons: 3
Coding region: 1-936 (311 amino acids)
Source: RefSeq, a predicted model, not a curated record
AUGCCGAGCGAAACCGAUGAGAAGUUCUCAACGGCCCAGGCGACUCACGUUGACAAGGUUGUUUUGGUCACUGGCGUUUCAUCUGGAAUUGGUGUUGAAACUGUGCGCGUCUUGGCAUCUACCGGGGCGACUAUCUUUGGCACAGCCCGGAAUCUUGACAAGGCGAAGGAAGCCUUGAAUGAUGUACUCGAUACUGGGCAUUUGAAGCUUCUUUUCAUGGAUCAGACAGACCUUUCGAGUGUUCGGGCGUGUGCUGCGGAGUUUCGCAAAGAGAGCCCCAAGCUUAAUAUUCUUAUCAACAAUGCCGGGGUGAUGAAUACCCCAGAAAGUCGUACUAAAGAUGGCUUCGAACUGCAAUUUGGAACAAAUCACCUAUCACAUUUCCUACUCUUCUAUCUACUGAAAGAUAUCCUACUGGAAACCUCAACGCCUACAUUCCAUUCUCGUGUUAUUAAUGUUUCCUCGUCGGGCCACUGUUAUAGCCCUAUCCAUUUGGACAAUGUUAACUUUGAAGGAAAUUAUAAUGGAUGGAUUGCUUACGGAGCGAGCAAGACGGCUAAUAUAUAUAUGGCUACCCAAAUCGAGCGUUUGUAUGGGACGCAAGGUCUUCAUGGCUAUAGCUUACAUCCUGGGGCCUUCGUGAGCCCCAACCUCCAGAAAUACUCACAGGAAGAAAUGAAAGCAGCGAUGCAGGACAAGCGCGCCCUCGCGUAUUUGACUAGUAUCGAGCAGGGCUGCGCAACGACUAUUUAUGGCUCUGUCUCGAGUGAACUGGAAGGGAAAGGCGGAUUGUACUUGGAAGGAGCAUCUAUUGCAGUUCAUCCGGCUCCCUCAGGCGCGGAUGGACUAGAAUAUGGAUACAGCAGUUGGGGGUUUGAUGAGUCAAAGGAAAGGGAGUUGUGGAAGUUCAGCAAAUCUUGGGUAGGAGUAGAGUAA